UGUUUCUCUGAUGACGUAGCUCCGGACAUGUUAGAAGUCGUCUAUUUCACGUAUGUGAUGAAAGGAGUAUUAUUAAACGGCAUUAUUGACACUUUUAGAAGCAAAGUUAAAGAAGCGUCCUAUAAGGAGAUGAAUAAUAUUAUCAGUACUGGAAUUACUGAAAUAGCCGAGAUUGUGGCAGACGAAGUUAUGACUAAAGAUGACAUUAUUUGUAUGUUAGGAAUACGUGAUUUAGGCACAACAUUCUCAAGUGCCGCGAAGACUUCACUGCUGGCAGUGUUCCGUGAAGUGUUCGGCUUAGAAUGCAUACAUAAAAUUGCAAAAAGCAUUCCAGAAAACGAGAAGGAAGAACCCUUAAAAGUUGCAGGGCGACUCAUCACCGGAAUUGACGUGGAUGUGGUAACUGAUAUAGUUAUUUUCGGAUUUAUGCAAGUCGUUAAAAACUCUCACGAGACAAGGAUGAAAUUGCUACAAACAUUGGCCAAAGCACGGAAGCGACAGUUGCUGAGCUUACAGCACGCGAUUAUGGUGGGAGCAUUAUUGUUACCUCGAGUUGCUGACAUAGAAAUUGGUAUGAAGUCGAUAGAGUUUGACAUGGAAAAUAACAGACUGCGGCUUGGGCAAGAAUUAUGCAGUGGGCGACAUAGCAGGCUGUAUGAUUACACCGGUGGGUGGCAUAUUCCGACGGACAACCCCGGUGGGUAUAUAAUUAGGGUAAUGAAGCGAGAAAGUGGGCCAGCAUGGAACGAUACUGUAGUGAGCCUAUACCAUAACUCAUCGCUCAAACAAAACGACAGUUUACUUGCUGUAGUUGGUUGGUGGAUGCCAGACGCCGACACACUAUAUAUUUUAAUGCCGAAGAUGGAGCAAAGUUUGGACAAAACAGAGUUGUCGCCUGAACAAAUAGUUCAAGUAGUCUUGGAUAUAGCGAAGGGGGUACACGCAAUUCACGAUAGUGGCUUCUCAUAUAACAAUCUUAAAGCGAAGAAUAUAUUG
Messenger RNA from Saccoglossus kowalevskii, 996 nucleotides. RefSeq lists its product as uncharacterized. The record is from RefSeq and is a predicted model, not a curated record. Gene Ontology annotation, biological process: negative regulation of apoptotic process; cellular response to fibroblast growth factor stimulus; protein phosphorylation. Gene Ontology annotation, cellular component: cytoplasm. NCBI's taxonomy places the organism in Eukaryota, Metazoa, Hemichordata, Enteropneusta, Harrimaniidae. Gene Ontology annotation, molecular function: protein kinase activity; ATP binding.